AAUAAUAAACAAACAGCAAUGGAGACGCAGCCUGAGGUGCCCGAAGCACCGUUGCGUCCAUUUAAAUUGGCGCAUCAGGUUGUCAGCCUCACCGGCAUAAGUUUCGAGCGUCGCAGCAUUAUUGGCAUGGUGGAGUUGACUAUUGUGCCUAAUAAUGAAAGCCUGCGUUUGAUACGUUUGAAUGCCAAGCAGCUGCGCAUCUAUAGCGUGGUGCUCAAUGAUGUCUGCCAGGCGGAGUUUGUAUACUUUGAUCCAUUUCAGGAUAUAUGCUACAAGGAGCCAAAAAGUCGCUCAUUGGAUGUGUACUCCAAGCAUCAUUUGGCAGCAGCGCAAAUAACUGAUCCCGAUGUCAACAAUGGUGAGCUGCUUAUACAGGUGCCACCGGAGGGCUAUUCGCUUAUACAGGAGGGUCGAGGCUUGAGAAUACGCAUUGAAUUCUCUGCGGAGAGUCCUAAAAGUGGCAUGCACUUUGUCAUACCGCCCACCUCAACAGACGAUGACACUGCACAGCUGAACUGCGCGCAUAUGUAUACCAAUUGCUAUGAGAACUCUACACGCUUGUGGUUUCCCUGCGUGGACAGCUUUGCAGAUCCUUGCACGUGGCGCCUAGAAUUUACAGUGGACAAGAAUCUUACAGCAGUCAGCUGUGGUGAGCUGGUGGAAGUGAUUAUGACGCCGGAUUUGCGCAAGAAAACUUAUCAUUAUACAGUGGCAACGCCCGUGUGUGCGCCCAACAUUGCGCUUGCCGUGGGACCGUUUGAAAUCUAUGUGGAUCCACAUAUGCAUGAAGUGACGCACUUUUGUUUGCCCGGCAUGUUGCCGCUACUGAAGAAUACUGUGCGCUAUUUGCAUGAGGCUUUCGAGUUCUUUGAGGAAACGCUAUCCACGCGUUAUCCCUUCUCCUGCUACAAACAGGUGUUUGUAGAUGAACUGGACACGGACAUAAGCGCAUAUGCUACCAUGACUGUAGCCUCCGUGAAUCUGCUGCACUCCAUAGCUAUAAUAGAUCAAACUUAUGUAUCGCGCACAUUUAUGUCCAGAGCUGUGGCGGAGCAGUUCUUUGGCUGCUUUAUAACUUCACAUCACUGGUCCGAUACGUGGCUAGCCAAGGGCAUAGCAGAGUAUUUGUGUGGAUUGUAUUCCAGAAAGUGUUUUGGCAACAACGAGUAUCGCGAAUGGGUGCAAACGGAGCUGGCACGUGUGGUCAAGUAUGAGGAGCAGUAUGGCGGCAUUAUACUCGAUUGCAGUCAGCCGCCAGCACCACUGCCAGUGUCCAGCACCAAUCCUGCAACAUCGGCCAGCAAACAGCAAGAGAUUGUGCAUUAUUUUCCAAUCAAAAGUUUGCAUACCGUUUCACCCAAAUACGUGGAGGCCAUGAGACGCAAAGCGCAUUUGGUUAUACGCAUGUUGGAGCAUCGCAUUGGACAGGAGCUGUUGAUACAAGUGUUCAACAAGCAGCUGGCGUUGGCAACGAAUGCGGCUUCUACUAAAAUUGGCUCUGGACUGUGGUCACAGCUGCUCAUCUCGACGAACAUUUUCAUCAAAGCUAUUUUCACUGUAACCGGCAAAGAUAUGUCUGUGUUUAUGGAUCAGUGGGUGCGCACUGGUGGACAUGCCAAGUUCUCCUUGACUUCGGUAUUCAAUCGCAAGCGUAAUACUAUUGAGCUGGAGAUUAAACAGGAAUUUGUAAAUCAACGCGGUGUGCGCAAGUACAAUGGACCUUUGUUGGUGCAGCUGCAGGAGCUGGAUGGCACCUUCAAGCAUACGCUGCAGAUAGAGAAUACGCUGGUCAAGGCGGACAUUACUUGCCAUUCAAAGAGCAGGCGUAAUAAAAAGAAAAAGAUACCCUUGUGCACGGGUGAGGAAGUAGAUAUGGAUCUCAGCGCCAUGGACGACUCACCUGUGCUGUGGAUACGCUUGGAUCCCGAAAUGAUUUUACUGCGUGAUCUCAUCAUAGAGCAGCCCGACUUUCAAUGGCAAUACCAGCUGCGCCAUGAGCGCGAUGUCACCGCACAGUUCCAAGCUAUACAAGCGCUGCAGAAAUAUCCAACAAAUGCUACACGUCUAGCUCUGACAGACAGCAUUGAAAGCGAGAGCUGCUUCUAUAAAGUGCGUUGCCAAGCGGCCUAUAGUCUGACCAAGGUGGCCAAUCAAAUGGUGGCCGCUUGGAGUGGCCCGCCCGCUAUGUUGAACAUCUUUCGCAAAUUCUUUGGCAGCUUCAGUGCGCCGCAUAUAAUCAAACUGAACAACUUUAGCAAUUUUCAAUUGUAUUAUUUGCAAAAGGCUAUACCAGUGGCCAUGGCAGGUCUGCGCACUUCGCAUGGCAUUUGUCCGCCGGAAGUAAUGCGUUUUCUGUUUGAUCUCUUCAAGUACAAUGAGAAUUCACGCAAUCAUUAUACGGAUGCGUACUACAGAGCAGCGCUGGUCGAAGCGCUGGGUGAGACACUGACGCCUGUGGUGUCUGUCGCUAUGCAUGGCACACAAAUUACAACGGACAGUCUAUCCACAGAUGCCAAACUGGUGCUGGAUGAGGUGACACGUCUGCUCAACAUGGAGAAGCAUCUGCCCUCCUAUAAAUACAUGGUAUCCGUCAGCUGCCUUAAGGUCAUACGCAAGCUGCAGAAAUUCGGUCAUUUGCCCAGCUUGCCGCAUAUUUAUCGCAGCUAUGCGCAGUAUGGCAUUUACUUGGAUCUACGCAUUGCUGCCAUGGAGUGUCUGGUGGAUUUUGUGAAAGUGGAUGGACGCAGCGAGGAUUUGGAGCAUUUAAUCAAUCUGUUGGAAACAGAUCCGGAUCCAGCUGCGCGUCACGCCUUGGCACAGCUGCUCAUAGACAAUCCGCCGUUUACACGCGAGUCGCGCAGUCGCCUGGACAAGGCUAAUCUUGUAGAGCGUUUGUGGCUAAGCAUCAACACUCUAGCCUAUGAUACUAAGCUGCGCUGCGAUAUUGUGGAUCUGUACUAUGCGCUCUAUGGCAACAAGCGUCCCAAUUGCCUGCAGGUCAAUGAGAAUCAGAGCUUCUACAAGGAUUUCAUGAAAGAAGGCAGCAGCUCAUCAGGCAGCUUUAAAAAGAGCGAGCCGCGCUCCACAGAAGAGCCGCAUAAGCCGCCAGGUUUGGUCACCAUUAAGCGCACAGCUACUGAAGCGUUUGAAGUGGGCGAUGAAGUCAUCAAACUAGAGCGCAGCGAGGAGAUUACCGUGCUGGAUGAUGAACUCAAUAUGCAAGCCUACGACAGUGAAACCAAGCUGAACAUAAUGCCCUCAGACGAUGCCUACGCUGGCGAAUCGUUGACCAAGCGUCUCAAGACCGAAAUCUAUGCUGAGGAUGAGAACUCGAUGCAUCAUGUGCUGGAUAUGGCCGAGUCAACGCGCUAUGAGAGCAGCUACGAUGAGGCCAAGUUCAAGACGGACGGCAGUGUGAAGAAGAAAAAGAAGAAGGACAAGAAGAAGCACAAGCAUAAACACAAGCACAAACACAACAAGGACAAGGAUAAAGAUAAAGAGCGCAAGGAUAAGGAUCGCAAGGAUCCACAGAUAUCGCGGCUGCAGGCGCGAGAGACGGCUACGCCUGAAACUCUCAGCUCAGCGGAUAGCAGCAACAGUAAUAGCAAUCCACCCAUGGGUCUUACUUAAGUUAUUGUGUGUUCAAUUGUGAAAUUAUGUUUAAA
This is a messenger RNA of Drosophila busckii, 3665 nucleotides long. It is a transcript of the gene Taf2, whose product is annotated as transcription initiation factor TFIID subunit 2. Gene Ontology annotation, cellular component: transcription factor TFIID complex. Lineage: Eukaryota; Metazoa; Arthropoda; Insecta; Diptera; Drosophilidae. Gene Ontology annotation, molecular function: RNA polymerase II general transcription initiation factor activity; chromatin binding; zinc ion binding. The transcript has 7 exons. Gene Ontology annotation, biological process: transcription initiation at RNA polymerase II promoter. The coding region runs from base 19 to 3630 and encodes 1203 amino acids. The record is from RefSeq and is a predicted model, not a curated record.